AUGGAUAAUCUAACGACAGUCCAGACUGUCAGCUCAGGUGGAGGUGCAGGAGGAAGUAGCAAAGGUAAGAUCUGAGAAUACAAAACCGUCAAUGCAAGUUGUUUACUUUAACAUGCUAGAAAGAAAGGAAUGGUGUGUGUUAGUAAGUUGUUGUACCAAACAAAAACCCAGAUGAAGUGCAGAAUAAUCAGGGAGUGAGAAAAACUGUUGUUGAUUCAGGAACCUUAUAUAAUGUCUGUCGCACUCAAAGUUUGAACAUCCAUAAGAAUUAACUGAGCAGCCUUCAUCAGGUUUCAUUUACUACCCAGGGGUCUGUGAUUGAGCAAAAUCCAUAACAGUGGUCUGUAGAGCGUGACAGUGGUCUGCUAUUAAGAAAUAACAGACCAUUGCUUUGAACUGUAACUAUGUAAUGGGAAUUAAGUCCUUAUGACAGCUCUCUAAUCAUAGCAUUAAAAUGUCAACAAUGAUAAAAGUGUGUGGCAUUAGCUCAAAAUCGCUGAACUAAACGCAGAGAAUUGAGUCGUUACACCCCCCAUCCUCACUGUCAUUUCAAAAACAUGUUGUGAACUGAAGCAGGGGUUCCUUUUAUGGGAAACAUGUUUAAAACAACAAUGUGAGUAUUCAUUUUUGACAACUGUAUUUUCUCGUUCUUCACAGUGGUCACAAAAACAGUUACUACCACCACUAGACUGACAUCACAAAGUAAGUUGUGCCUCGCUACACUAUUUACACUAUAUUUAUUUAUACGCAAUGAUCAUUCAGCAGCAGAAUAACACAUAUUUGGUCUGUUGGAAAAUGACAGCUGCACUUAUCACUUAUCUAACCUAUCUUGACAAUAUCCAUGAAACUAUGACAGAAGUAACAAAAAUGCACAGAACAUAUCAGUUCCCUGCAUUCCUAAUCAGCUUUUUGGCAGUUAUGGUUUUACUCAGUGUUCAGCUGGCUUAGUCUUGCAGCUUUCAUCGGCCCUAAAAUGUGGUUUAAUAAAGCAGGUUGCAAAGAAAACUGACAAGUCCACACAUAGGUCCGGCAUUGAACAAGGAUUUACUACAGUUAUAAGCCAGAGGGUGAAAAAAUCUAUUCAUUAGUUUGACAAAAUGCAAAAGAGUCUGAUCAUGAUAAGUCUGUUAAGAUCCUUAAGGGUCACAGAAGUUGAACAAUAAACUUUAAUUCCAUUUGUAAAUGAUUCCAAAUCAGUGCCAAUGCCUCUCUGUCCCAAUGAUGUGAAAUGUGUCUGUUUUUGCAUAAUAUGCAACAUUAUCAACAUUAAAACAAGAAUAGCUCUGUUCACCAGAUAGCCCUCGGUUUGUUUCCAAAAAGUUGCAGCUAUUUCAAUAUAGUGGGGUAGAUUAUGCUGGUGGUACCACACGUAUGCCAACUCACCUGUGUUUUUUCAUCGUAUGCAAAGUGCUCAACAACCAAAGUAAAGAUCAACUUAAUAGCUAGCUUGUUAAGCUAAGCACUGACUUGACAGCAAGGUCUUGGUUUCUUUCCAUUCUUCAUUGGACCACCUCAUAAUGCAUGCUGAUGUUAGUUUCCUGUCUGCUAGAUUUAAAAAUGCUUUUAUUUUUUCGCUUACAUCAGCCAUAUAUCUUUAGAAAAAUAUAGUCAAGCUUUCAUGUCGGGCUGUUUUAUGUUAGGUCAGAAUUGUUUUAACCUUCUCCUACAUCACAGACAGCUAGUAGAUAUGGUUUAGCUUUGCAUAGUUUUAGUUGAUGUGACUGCUGUAAAUUUGGUUCAGCAAUGAGAAGUCUGACUUUUAAACUGAGCAGCAGCUUUUCUCUUUGAUAAAGAGUUGAAAAGAGCAACAUAGAGCAACUUAAGUAAAAAUUAGCUGUAAAGAGGUAGGGCUCAGUAAGCAGCUAAAUCUUGUGAAGUUAGCAAUAACCUAGCUAAGGAAGUUUGAAAAACUGAAUGCAUCUAUCUCUCUUUUUGCGCUUACAUACGCUGUAUUAACUCAAGAGCAUAUUUACAAAUGCUAGCUGCGCUAAACUAGCAUCACAACCAGUCACUUGCAGAGCUUGAGGUUACCUCUAAAGUUAUUCCCCUUAACUCUAUAAGAAUGUUCACUUUUUAAGCUUUGCGUUGUGGUUUACUGGCUGUUUCAGCUGAACACCAGUUUUAACAGUUUUAAGAAGAUAAAUAAAUGAUAAAUGCAGAUUUUAAUUAUUUUUGGAUAGGAACAAGUGAAGGACGUCAAGACAUCCUCUAAACUCCCUGCAGUGACAGCAAAUCUUUUUUAUUAGACAAGAGAAACCAUUACCCUGAGCAGCCCCAGAAGCAGCAGCAGCACCUAUAUAUUAUAUGAGUGUCUGAAAUCAAUCUCACCUGAGAAAGGAAGAAUUUAAUGUUCUGCAGCUAUAAAGGAAGCAUGUUACGGCGCAUUUCCAGUCAAGCUGAGGCUUAACUUGAGAAUGUUGUGAGGGUACAAAAAAAGCACAAACAGACCGUUCUCUUCAUAGGUCAUUUCACUUUGCCAGUUCAGGCUUGUGAGGAAAACUGGAUUUAGGCAGUCCAUAAAAGUCAUAUUCAGCUCCGGCGGGCAAAAUCAUCCAAAGGCUUUGAUAACAUGCCUCGAAGAGACAGGAACAUUUAACUUACUGUUCAACAUAAUUUAUGAUGAUGGUAUAUCUAAUCUUCUUUUAUAUUUCUUCUAGCUGAUACUUCUCAGAGUGCAGAGGGGUCGGGCGGAAAAGCUGCGUCGGGCAGCUCAGGAGGCACAAGCAGCUCGGUUUUCAUCACAUCCAGCAGCUCAAAAGCUACCAGCUCUGGUGGAUCAGGAGGUGUAACUGUCACUACUAUAGGAUCUUCUUCUUCUUCUUCUUCAGCUGUAUCAUCAGGUGGAGGAAGCUCAUCAGGUGCAGAAAGCUCAACAGGUGGAGGAAGCUUGACAGGUGGAGGAAGCUCGGCAGUUGGAGGGAGCUCAGCAGGAGGAAGCAGUCUGCUAGUUGUCAAGAGCUCUUCGGCUGGAGGAAGCUCUACAGCUGGAGGGAGCUCAGCAGGAGGAAGCAGUCUAGUUGUUGUCAAGAGCUCUUCGGCUGGAGGAAGCUCUACAGCUGGAGGGAGCUCAGCAGGGGGAAGCAGUCAAAUUGUUGUCAAGAGCUCUUCGGUGGGAGGAAGCUCGGCAGGUGGAGGUGGUCUGGUGGUUAAGAGCUUGACAGGUGGAGGGAGUUCAGCAGGAGCAGCAGCGAGCUCUGCAGCUUCAGGAGGUUCAUCAGUAGAGUUUAAAGCUUCAGGAGGGAGCUCUUCCAGCAUGUCUUCUGGUUUUGUGAGUAACAGUAGUCAGGUGAAGCGGGAUGGGGGUCUCGGCACUGUAACAGUUUCAACAGUGUCAAAGAGCAGCUACAGCUCAGGGGGAGCUGGAGAGGGCACAAAGAGGGGAUCAUCCUCUGCGAUCUCAUACUCACCUGCACCAAAGGAGAGGAAGAACAUCACGACCAUGGCAGCAGCUAUGUCAGAGGUGUUUGAUGGUUAGUGUGAUGAUCAUAGGUCAAUGCAAUGCUGUUUGAUGUUCAGAUAUGCAGCAGGCAAAUAGAAAAUAAGCUGAAGGUUAAUGGGUCCUUUAUUUUGUCUGCAUGUUUUAGAGAGUUCAAGUACAAACUCUUCUCCGGAGUACAACAGGAAGGAGUAUGGUAAGUUUGUCUUUUUGGUUGUUUUAUAUCCCUUGAUGUGACCAUAAAUAUAAACUUUUGUUAAUGGAGUAUUAUUUUUAUCUUUUAGUUGCAUCAACUUCAACUUACGCCACUAGAGGGAGGAGUCAAAGCAGAGGUACAUUAAGAGCUCAGACAUACUAAACUUAAAAACUCAGCACAUUGACAGUACAAAUACCAUACAUAACUACACAGGGUUUUUCCCCAACAGGUUUAAGCGAUAAAAAUAUUAAUGUACUUUUCUUUUGUUUCUUUAGAGACUGAAAUCAGAACAAGGCUUCAAAGUGCAUCCCCCUCAGCAAGCUGUAAGUACACUCCAGUCAGCUGUAAAAAGAGGGUCAUUUUGAACCCUUAACUUUAGCACUAUGGCCACUGCCAUUUUUGUAGUACUUGACUGCUAUUGGAUGUGAGGGUGGAAGACAUAAGGAACAAAGGUUACUAUCAACUAAUGCUAGAUUUUGCAUCUUUAUUUCUGCAGUAUUAAUCAGGAUGCUGUUUUUAUCCUGCAAAAAACAGGCUAUAAGAAAGUGCAGUGAGUGAUUCAAUUCAAAAGCUGACCCCUUACUGUCUUACAUAACCAUGAUUCACAAACAAGUGUGGCACAAAAGCAUUUUCAGUGGGUCAUGGAUGUGUCUGAAAAAAAAGAUUUGGCUGAAAAUAUUUGCUGACAUGAAAUAGAGUGAUGAAAAAAACUGACCUAAGCAAUAAAAAAGGCAGUUUUUCUAUCAUGCAGAGUUGUUUAUUCACACUCCAGCUAUGUUGAUGGUAGUAAUGGACAUUCACACUGGUUCUCAUGUGCCAUUUGACAUCAAGUUUCUUGAAUAUGUGUUGGUGUUGUCAUUAAGGAGGAAGUACAACUUUUGAACCGUCCUCCAUCUCCUCACCUGUCUUUCCUUUUUUAUGGACUGGAUGAGGUGGAGUCACGUCUCUGACGUAGGACAGUGUCUUAAAAAGACAUGAGACCAUAGCCUACACAUCCAAAACAAACUUUUAUUUAUUUACCUUUUUGACACCAAAUAGAUUUACAUGGGCAAAAGGCUGUUGAUUAUUGUCGUAAAUUUUGAUAUCAGUAAAUUUUCGGUUUAUCGUCCAGCCUUACUUGAUUUACAACAGCUAUGCUACUCCUUCACCUAAUCCCUGCUAUACUAUUACAGGGACUGAGCUGGAUGAUGUGAAGCGUCUGCUUAGGGGAAACCGUUCCACCAGCACGAGCCCCAGCCCAACUCAGUCUCCCAACAACACUCUGCCCAUCCCCAAGAAGGGCAGCGUGGAGACCAGGACCAUGUCUGAGAGCUCCAGUGCAGGUUAUUCACCUUUAUUAGAUACUGCAAUAGGUUGAUCUAAAAAGAAAUGAGUUUCUGUUGUAAUGUACAAGUAUGACAACCUACUGUGAUUUUUUAAUCUUUCACACUUUUUUGUCUCUAUUAGAUCAGUAUGGGAGCAUUUGGUCUGGAGGUGUGAGCAGCAGCUACAGUUACAACACAAACCACAACAACCUGUCCAAUACCUCCGGCAUUUACCAGUCAGGUCAGUCACGCAAGACAACCAGGGACAUCAGCCACCUGUUACAGAAGGCAGUGUUCUUCUGUAAUGCCAUGAUUGGUCACAUACUCAAAUGAGACGAAACAUUUCCAACAAAAAGAAGCAAACAAAUACAAAGAAGCAGAAACCCCCUAAAAGGGACUUAAGAUGAGACAAAAAUGACUGCCAGGACACAAAACUAGUGAUGGUUUCACUGAGAGGCAAAUGACUGAUAAGAGACCAAAAGCUACCGGCUGAUUAUGCCAAAAAAUGGCAAUGAUAGAGAAAAACAGUUAUUUUGAGAUCUAUAAUAAAUACCUAAUGAUGACAAACAGGCAUGAAGCAGCUACAAAGAUACAAAAAAAGCACAAAAAGUAUGGAAAACAAUGAAAAAAGAGUCAUAUCAAAACUUAAAAAUCUAAUAAUUUGUAUUCGUAAAGACCCAAAAUGUCUGCAAAACAAAAAUCAGUCAGGUUUCUCUUAGUUGUGAGGAUGCCUUUUGAAAGGUACAUUUUGGUGAGACUUGUUGGCUUUGUCAGAUUUUAAAUGAUCCUGUGCUCUGUUGUGUGUCUUUCAGGAGGAAUGCAGAACAACAUGUCGCUCACUUCCCCCUCUAUGAGCGGUGGACUUUCUGUUGGCGGCACAGGUGAGCCACAGACAGCUGAGAUUUCACAUCCUCAGUUCUGCUCUGACAGGUUAUCAUAAUGAGUUUUUUUUUGUCUUACAGUUCCUCUGUAUGGACUUCAGAAUAACCUGGCCACUACCGGCCCAACUCUCCUGUCUCCUGCUGGAGCCAGCACACAGCUAGGUAAUGAAGCAAUGUGCAGAUAAUAAUAAUAAUGAUUAAUACAUUACAUAAGUGUGGAUUCUAUGAAAUGAUCUGAUCAAGUCUGAUUGCCAUAAUAAACGAGUAAAAGGAUUUUGAGUCUAAGGUAGUUCUGGGAAGCCAGUUACUGGUUUAGAGCAUGAAGAGUGAGCCAUGUGUACAAUGUUUUCCUGGCCCUCUGCAGCUCAAAUAAAAGAAGUUACCCUUUAUAAGGUUUUAAGGGUUGUGGAAAACCAACCUGUUGAAAAAACAUUUGAGUUCGGUAGACAAGGUAAUAAAUCAAUCAAAUUCAGAGAUGUCCUGGCACAAAAGAUGUUACGGUGUAUGCAAACCAACAAGAAAUCAAGCUGUAAUGUCUAAUAUGCUUUUCUGCAUCUUAACAGUUUAUGGUGUGCAGAAAAAUGCAUCCGGCCCUGGAUUGAGUCCAACCACAGGUGAGGCUUUUUUUAUCUUAAGGCAGAUCCACCUGUGUUUAUGAAGCCUAUGGAUUUCACUCCCUGUCCUUUUUUGAGUUAAUGCACUCAAAUGAAAAUACUUAAACUGGAGAGGUGCAUCACUUCACUAGAGAAACACUGUUGCAACCACAGACUGAAUAUAAGAAGCAGAUGUUUCCACACUAUCUGAAAAGUGGUAAAUGGAGGUUUUAAACCAGCAGAUUUAAUAGCAGUCUGUGAGAAAAUGGCCCCAAGAGUUAAUUUAUGAAAGUGACCCUUAUGAGGAAAUACUCUCUGAGGAUGUUUUAGGGACGAUGGGAGUAAAAACAAAAAAAAAAAUAAGGAUGGAUGCAACAAAAACACAGCACUAAGGCAUAGAAGCAACUAGUUAAUUGCCCCUAAUGUUCUCCAGUACAGUGGUUGUGAUUCACUUUUGUUUGGUGUAGAAUAAACAAAAAAGAAGAUCAUGGCUGCCAGUAUUGGUCAUGGAGGCUUAUAUUAUGAUAAAAAUUGUCACCUCUGCCUCCAAAACAACAACAAAGUAAUAAGCAAAGUCUAAUUCAAGGCUUCAAACUGAUGAGAGAUUUUACGGGUGCUCAGUCAGAUUUUGCAAUUCACUCAUCAGACACUAAACCCUUGAUUAUGUCUAUGAUUGUCUUUGAAUUCUCUUUUGCGCAUACUUCUUGAAAAAGUAAGAACCAUGAAGAGAUGUUAGUUCAUAUUCUGCUUUUUGACCACAGUAGAGAUCACUGUUAAUGUCUUUUUGCCAAUGAUAACACCGCUGGAUGUGUUUCUAAUGAGUUGGUCUUUCAGUGAGACCCAGCAGUCCUGCUCCUGACGAGGUGUCCGGCAAAGAUUUCAAGUUCGUGAUGGUAGAGAAGGAGAACGCUCCGGUCAAGAAGGAAACAGAGCGACUGAUCAUGACCAAAGACACGGGGAAGCAGUUCAUGUCUGCUGCACCUGCUAGCUUUGGCGGUAAAUUAAAUAAAAGUGCAGUACUGUUACUCUGUGACUGACUCUUAACGCUAGAUUAAAAGGGAUCUGUUGUUGUGAUGCAGUUCCUACAUAUGAUGAGUGAUCACGUGUGGUAUUUGUUGUUGUUGUUUAGGUACUUUCUCCGAGGACUCACUUAAGAGGGAGAAACAGAAGCUCUCAUCCAGUACAGUGGAGGAAGGAACUGAUGCUAAAUGUAAGCCAAAGCAUAUCGAGUCUUCUCAGAUUUUCAGUUUCAGAUUUUCAUAGAACACGAAAGCCUCAUUGUUUGUGCUUUUAUUAAACAGCUUCAUCUCUAAAGGUUUCCACCAAAGAUAAAGCAACCUAUGCAGGUAUGUAUAACUUUCCAACUUUUACUAUGUGCUAUGAGCUCAGCUUUACCCAUGAUUAUUGUCAUAGUCUGUAGUGCCCCAUCAAAACACAAAUUCGUAAAAUAAAAAAAAAUAAAAAAUAAAAAAAAAUAAAAACUGUUGAUUGUUUUGAGGUAGUAACUGGAUUUAUUUGCCAAAUGUAGGUUUUUAAUAUUUUGCGAAUACCAUACUUCACAAUCAAAAAUUAUAUACAAGACUGUUAUGUAUAUAGAAUAUUUUUGUUUGCAUAAGGCUAGUAUGAGGCUGAUAAUCUGAUCAGCAUUCUGUCAAGGAUUUCAGUUACUCUGUAGUCUGAAAUUUUAUGUAUAUCAUCAACAGUUAUUGUAACACUGAACUUUGCAUUUAGCAUACAACACAUAUGAAGCACUCACUGGUAUGUCUUCAUUUACAAAGCCAUUCUGGGCAAUAUCCCAUCAUGUUUGUCUAGUCUCUUAACAAGAAAGCAUGGAAGUUACAGUCUCCAUUCUAUUGAUGUUCUACAGUUAGUUGUCCCCAAAGUAAGAACUGAAUUACAGUCUGAACUUUGCCUUCAAGCUCUUGUCACCAAACUAAGCAAAUCUAAAACUAUAGUGAAAUCAUUACAACCUACUUCAUCUGUGUGUAAAUGUUUUAUGUGAAAUUGUUUUAAUGGUGAGAUGUUGUGAAUUUUAUCUGUUGUAGGGACUAUGCUCCUGCCCUCUUGGCCAGAUCUCACUUGUAAAAGAGAUUUGUAAUCUCAAUGGGACUAACUUGGUUAAGUAAAGGCUAAAUAAAUAAAAAUGUGAAAAAUGACAGCAUGCAUGUAUCCUCUGAAAAAACCUUUUUACCCAGUUUACAGUCUAAUGCAACACUAGCUAAUUGCUUUUUGCCUCCAGCAUGUAACUUUACAUUUCUCAUAUGACUUUGAGAGUGGUAUCUUCAGUCUUCAGGUCCAUCUCAAAAAACAAAAAUCACAAUCUAAACAAUUUCAUCUCUUUGUUCUUAUAAGAUAGAAAACAGCAAGUUUGACAAAUGUAAAAAGAACUAUGAAAAAUAGGGACAACAUAGAGACUUAGCUUUGAAACAUGAUGGAGUAUGUGCAUUCCACUUUAACGUAGGUAACAUCCUUAUCUCCUCACAAAAGCUGCAGGUUUUUAAAAAAGUUUACAUACCAGUGAAAGUAUCUCCACUAGAUGCUCCUAAUGGUGGCUAAAUUUCUGUUUAGACUGAAUAAACUGGAAAAGACGUCAAGCUCUGACUCUUUCUUUCAACUCUUGUGUUUUCCAGAGAUCCAUGAAGACAAAGACGGCGCCGGGGCCGGGGCCGGGUUCUUGUCCUGCUGCAGCUGGUGGAAGUGGCUCCUCGGCCUCCUGCUAAGCCUGCUCUUCCUCCUCGGCCUCCUCUUCGGACUCAUUGCUUUGGGUUAGAUAUUAUUCCAACAUUCACAAAGGAAACUUGAGAUAAUCCUCACAUGCUCAUGACCUCCUCUUUGGCGCCACAGGUGAGGAAAUAAAACGCCUCAAGACUCGCGUUGAUGCUCUUGAAGCCAUCACCGGAGCUUCGGCCAGAACCAGCCGCCUGUCUGCGUCCUCAGGUGUCAAUAUCAUUGAUCCGCUGGAUGCGUCGUACAUCGAGAGAAGCUCUGCUGGGUCCACUCUUGCUCGCUCUGACAAUGGGAUCAACUUGGGAGCUGCAGGAGGGCCUGGAGGAGGCGCAGGGAGUGGACCUGGACAGGACAGUGCUGCCCUGCAGAGAACUGUCCAGCAGCUGGUCAGGGCUGAACUCCGCUCAGAUGUUAUUAGAGGUACAGAAAUCAUUGAACACACGUAUAAAUCAACACAGUCACAAUGAUAACACCUGAAAGUGACUGAUCAUGCUGAGUUUUUCUGUCCUUCAGACACUCUGACAUACUCGCUGAAAGGAGAGAAGGGAGAUCCAGGACCUAAAGGCAUGUUUGCACAACUCUUGAAAUGAUCACGAUUUAAUAUCAUGUCAAAAGCCAAACUAACAGUGACUGUUUCUGUGCAGGUGAUGCAGGACAGAUCGGACAGAAAGGUGAGAAAGUCUGCCACAUCAACUUACUUUUAUCAGCUCAUUUAUUUUUCUUAUGUUGGUUUGAAUUAAUUUAUAUUUCAAGAUUGCGUUUCUUUUUCAGAGAAUAGGUCUUAAGUUGUGUGUUUGUGUCAGACAUAUUUAUUUGAUUUUAGCUUGGAUUUUAAAUUAUCUGCAGUUUUUCUACCACCAGGUAAACUUUUAUAAUCUGGUCUUUUGCAGGCGAGAGUGGAUUCCCUGGCCUUCCAGGUAAGACUGAGAAAAAAUGUGUUGCAGCAGAUAACUUCAAUCUGGCAUAAAUGAUUCAUUUUGUGAUGAUACUUUGAUAUCAUUUCUUCAGGUCCUCCAGGGCAGAUUGGUCACCCAGGACAGGAUGGAGCAAGAGGACCAAAAGGAAGUGCAGGUAGUUUAUGUGGAGAAAGAAAGUAAGUACUUGACUCUGAUAAAAUGAAAAAUCUGAAUAUUGAUCGCUGUUUUUUAUUUCUCUAACAAGGUGAAGCAGGUGCCGAGGGACCACCAGGGCAGAGGGGCCGAGAUGGACAGAUGGGCCCCCGCGGAGAGACCGGACUGCCAGGAUUUGGAGAGAAAGGGGAAAGAGGUGAAUAAUGUUUAUGUUAACCGUGGGAAAGUCUUUUCAUUGAAGGUUUCAGCCUUUGACAGUGAAAUCUGCUUAUGACAGGGUCUCCGGGUGAGCCGGGACAUCCUGGUCCUCCUGGUGUUGCUGGACCUGUGGGACCAAAAGGUGAGGUCAAAGGUCAUGAUGGAGUAAUAGCUCAUUGUUUCAGAACAUUUAGAUGUUUUUAAGUUUCGUUUAAUUUCUUUUGCAAACCUUUUUAUCACAUCCUUACAUCAGAGAUAAAAUGUUCGUAUAAAUCUAAACAUCUAAAGGCUGUUUAUGGUCCUGUGUGUGAGGAAAGGCCAAAUUACAAUUCAAUAUUUAAAAAUAUGGUCUUGCAUGUGAAUGUACUGUAUAUCUAGAAAAGGACGACUAUGUAUGCACUUUUUACAGUAUUAGAGAAGGCAUUUUGUCUAAGUUUAUCCAUAAUUUUCUGAGAAAGUAAAGAAACUCAAACCUCACUGAUUGCAGAGCAGACUGUUUUUGGUUUGUUUCAUCACCACCCUAACUUUUUCUCAUAAAUCUUAAAAAAUAUUGUAUAAAGCAACUUCAACAUGACCCUUUUGUUUUUUCAACGCACAUUUCAAAGCCAUCCAUAGUACACAUCGAUGUGUAUUACACGACAUGCAUUUUACGAUGUCAACUGUGUCGGAUGAUCUUACAAUGGGAAAACUAUCUGAAUAGAUUGAUGUUUAACGUGAGAGAUAGCGCUGUCUUUUAGAAGAAACACAAAACAAGACUCCCUUUGAAACCAGUGGAGUCUCUCCCAGAUGGCUGUAAAUAUGACACAGGUUUAAAUCCUGAACACAGUCACUUUAGUUUUUAGACCAGAGGGACAAAUACGCUUCUUUAAUAAAGGAGUUGUGUCUCAGACAGGAACGGGAUCAAUUUUAAACACUGUCACACUACCUCCACAAUAAUAGCCAAACCAAAACUGUUGACAGAUUUGGGCGCCAGAAGUUUAUCUGCCCAUAAACUCUCAGGAUAAAAACUAAAACAUUUUUCAAGAUGAUACACAAGGGGCGCUGCGAGGCUAGCAGUCUAAGCUGCUCUUAGAUAAAUUGCAAAUUUCCCUACCUUGUGACAGACAAAGGUUUGUUUUAUGUUAACUGGAGUUGAUUUUGCCCUGAGGCCUCAUUUUCCCAUAUCCCGCUCUGUUCUCUCUCCUCAUUCCCUGCUCUAUUCCUGCCUCGCCAAAUAAAACAAAAAAUGACCCAAAAUAAAUCAAAAAUUUAAGAAAAGAUUUGCAGAAUCACUUCUGUAUACUUCCCAAAGUAUCCAUAACCUUGAUAAUGAACAGGAAACAUAUACAUAUCCAAUUUUUGCUUUUUUAUUUAGGUUCUGCAGGAGAGCACGGUCUCGUGGGAAGCCCUGGUAAGAUGCCAUCCAGCUUAAAUUUUCAUGGUUUUUUUUUGUUUGUUUUUUUCUCCCCAGUUUAGAUUGGCAGUUGUGUAUUAAGUGGGUUUUAUUUUUCUGCAGGUGCUCCAGGCCCAAGGGGUUUCCCAGGUGAUGCAGGAGCUCCAGGAGUCAAAGGUACAUUCAGGCUUUUGAGUGACACGUAUGACCUAUAGUACAAUUAAAAAUGGUCAAAAUAAAGUUGUUGUUAAAGUACAGGGUAAUGCUAGAUUGAAAACUAUGACUCACAGUGAAAUUAAAACUGUUUUAACAAUUCAGAUAUUUUUGGAGUGGUGAGGUACAACAUAGCAGUCAUGCAAAUUGAGAUUGCUUCAAUAAUUUAGAUCACCUUUUUGGAAGCUUUGUUGAGGUUUUUUCUGUGUUUCUUGUAGGUGAUCGAGGAACAGCAGGGCUGCCAGGUGCAAAAGGAGACCUGGGAGAGAAUGGACCACGUGGACCAGCAGGUCUGUCCCAGAAAUACAAACACAAAAUGAACUAUAAUCGAGUAACAACAACAACUAUCACAAUUAAAAGAAGCAAAGUGGCUCUAGAAAACUCUUUCCCAAACUAACAACAAAUAAACAAAUAAAAAAAAUUCCAUAACUCCCUUUUAUAUAAUGAGCUUGUACAGUUACACAGUUUGGUUCUCAACAGACAAAACUUGAAAGAAAAACACUUCACUAAUACUCAGUCAUCUUUAAUGCUGUCUCAAAUAGAUUAGAUUAGAUUAGAUUAAAUAGAAUUUUUUUGAUCCUUUUGGGAAGGGUCCCUCAGGGAAAUCAAAAUUCAUGCAGCAUCAAUAUGUACAGAAAAAAACCCUGAAUGAUCAAAUAUGUAAGAACUAAAAAUACAAUAAAUGUAAAGAAUAAAAAUAUAAUAAAUAAAGAUAAAUUAAAGAUUUACAAAAGAAAAGUAAGAUAUCAAGGUAUGGACAUUUGGACAUUACCAUUACUACAUUAACUACAAAAACUACUACUACUGCUGCUCCUUCCCAUUUUCAGUAUGAUAAAGCAUGAUUCUGGAUUUAAAAUAAAUUUGUCCCUUUUUUUAUACCAAGGAAGAGCAGAUUAGGGUGAACAAUAAGUCAGACAAUGUUUAACUAAAAAACAUUACAUUUUCGAGCACAAUUAUUUGAGGAGGUGUCUUUAAUUUUGUGGUUAUGAUUUGAAGGUGAACCGGGGACACCUGGACCACAAGGACCUCCUGGACCAAAAGGAGUCAAAGGUGAAGGAGGUGAGUAAAGGAGCUUUAAAAUGAUAAGAAAAGAACUGUAUAGUACUGUCUUGCAAAAGAAUUACUUAGAUGUUGAUGAUGCCAACACUGGACGUGGAUAAAUGCACAAAAUAUGUGCAGCUCAAAGGUACACGUGUAACAACUUGCAAAGUUUUAUGUUGAAUAUAGUCUGUUAGAUAAAACAUCAUGAAAAUCUGGCAAAAAGGCUGAGUCAAACAAAAUAAAAUGUAAAAACUCACUUGUAACUUGGAAGUAAAAUACCAAAAGGACCAACCUUGCAAAGCGUAUGACAUGAGGGUUGACAUACAAAGGAUAUAUACAAAACCAAUUUAGUAACAAGACACAGAUGGAUCUAAUUAGGGAAGGGAUGAGAGGAGUUGAGAUGGGAUGAGAUUUAAUUGAGAUUUAAGAAAUGAGAUUAGAUUAGAUGAGAUUAAGAGAUGAAAUGGGAUACAUUGAACUGAGGAAAAGGAUAUGUGAUAAAGUAAGAAAUGUCAAGGGGAGAAAAUGAUAGGACAAAAGAUGAUGAGAUAAAUUAAAAUGUGUUCCUAAGGUAACAUAGAUUGAUAUUUGUUGUGAUAGGAUUUGUUGAGAUGAAAUUGAUAAGAUAGGAUGAAUGUUUAUAACAGAGUAAGAUGACAAGAUGCUGCAUAAAAAGAUGAGAUGUAACAUGAGAUAAGAUUUGAUGAAACAUUAUUUAAGAAAUAUGUUGAGAUUACAUUUAAUGUUAUGAAUUUUAAUGAAGUGAUAUGAGAAUAAAAAAAUGAUGAGAUGGAAUACCAUGAGGUGUGAUGACAAAUGGUGAGAUGAGGUUAGAUGGGAUGUCAUAAGAUGAGAAAUGAUUGGAGGAGAUAAAAGAAAAAUUAGAUGAAAAAUGAUGUGAAUAGCAUGAUGAGGUAAGAUGAAUUUAGUUUAGAUGAGCAGAUAUUAAGAGAUGAGAUUAGGUAUGAUGGGAUGAGUUAAAAUUUGAUUAGACGGGAUGAGAUGAGGUGAAAAAAAAUGAGAUGAAAAAUGGCGAGAUGAGAUGUACUUAUUUGUCCAUGAGAUUAAGCUUGUCUGCCCAAGUCAGAAAAAAACAAGAGCUGAGUGUAAGAGAUUGAGUGACGGAUAUGUUCAAAAAACAACUAGAAAUGACAAUAAAUGAAACAAAUGAAAACUUAAAAAGCAUGACUAAAGUAGCUUGACAGUGUGCAUUGGUCAAGCCUGUAAAAAGGUGUGGUGAGGUGUUAACUUACGAUAGCUCAGUUUAAUUCUCAUAGAGCAGUAAUACAGUUUAAUGUUUGGAUAAACACUCUUUGUGUUAUGUUAUUUUCUUAGAUACAACAGAAAUGUGGAUGUGGAUUUGUCUUCAGUAGAACAUUCCUUGGGAAAGGAAACUUGCCAGUGAAAAACAGUACAACAUAGCUUUAAAUUUGUGAGCAAAUGUGGGUUUAAUGGAGCUUUGGUGCCAACAAAUUUUGUGCUCUCUCAUGUUCAAACCCUUUUUUAGGUGCAGAGAUAAGAGACAUUUUUAAACCCUGGGACAACCAUUAUGUUUCAACAGAAUUUUUUUUAAAAGAGUUUGUUGUUUGUUGAGUGAAGCUGGUGUCUCUAUUUAAAUUACAGGUGAAUCAGGCUCAGCGGGACCUCCAGGUGCACGAGGACCACCAGGAACUCCUGGUGACCCUGGAACUCCAGGUACAACAAUACCACCCACUUAUAGCACAACUCAUAAUAAACUGGACUUGUACUUGUGUAAUUGCUUGAAUUGUAAAGAAACAAACUUUCUGAGCCUCAUAAAGAAUCUUUUCCUCUGUUUUCUGAAGGCGUUGCUGGGAUCCAAGGACCCCCAGGUAUGAGAGUAUACUAAAUACCAUCAUGAAUCCUGUUCUUACUGUUAAGAUUUUGUUAAUGUCAACACUUUUUCAUCAACACAGGUAUUGCUGGAAGCCCAGGACAGCCCGGUGGUCAAGGUAAUGUCUCACUAGCCUCCUUUAAAGUUAGAACAGCACUGAAAUAUUGUACAGUGACAAAUAAAUGGUAAUUUCCUAACUGAUUACGUUCAUUUGCAACAGGUCAGUAAAAUGACUUUGUCUGGAAAAAAGCAGUAACCAUAGGGGUUGAAUCUACUAGAAGUAAAGAUGGAUAGAAGUUCACUACUCUGUGAGAGUCUGUGUGAGAAAAUAAGUCUCCAAUUCCAGAAUAAUGUUCCUAAAUGUAAAAAUGCAAAGAAUUUGAGGAUGUCUUCAUCUAUAGUUCAUAAAAUUAGGGAAUCUGGAGAAAUCUCCUGGAAAAGUAAAUGUUUAACAUUUACAUUGCCAUGUCCUGGUGACAUACUGUCUUCAAAAGCCAGCAAUAAUACUGAUAAACAAGAUGUUUGUAAAGUUUUAUCUCGUGGUCUAAUUCAACUAAUCUAAUUUCAGGUGAACCAGGAUUACCUGGCAAAGUCAUUGGUCCAGGUAAGCAUCAGCAGCACUUUGUCUGAUAAGACAUGAACAACAAGAGUUUUUUGACUCCUUCAUUGUAUGCACACUGUGAAGAGUGAAACUUGUGUUCGUCUGAUUUUGUUUCUAGUUGGCUCAGAGACUGUGGCCAUCCCGGGAGCCCCGGGGCCUGCUGGGCCCCCAGGUCCUGCUGGAAACCCUGGUCUGUCUGGUCCCAUUGGCCCGGCUGGAGUUCCUGGACAACCUGGUACAUGCAAACUCUUGAGCCAUCAUGAUCACCGAAACCUGUGUCAGCUGUUAAACAUAUGUUCACAACCCUCUAUUAUGAUGGUGUUAUCAUUCAGGUCCUAAAGGGGAACCAGGAGAGAAAGGUGAGAAAGGGGAUCAAGGGGAGAAGGGAGAAAAGGGAGAGAAAGGAGAAAAAGGAGAACCAGGAGAGAAGGGAAAGGACGGGGAGAAUGGAAAACCUGGGGAGCCCAGUGAAAGUGCUACAACGUCAGAAAGCCAAAAAGAAGGUGAGUUUGUCUUUUUAUUAAUCUGACUGAAUCUGUUGUUUGUUUGUUUGUUUGUUUGUUUUUUACCAAUCAACAAGUGCUACAUCCCAUGUUUUCUCAUGUUUGAUAGGCACUUCCUCAGGGGCUGGACAGCCUGGUCCACCAGGCCCACCUGGACCUCCAGGGCCUCCUGGAGAAAUUGGUCCUCAAGGUCCUCCUGGUAUGUUGAAAGCUGUUUAUAAAAAUUUAGAAGCAUUUCAUACAGCUGCGAGUAAUGAAAAAACAUUUGUGGCACUUUUUGUUUAGGUGAGUCUAAGCCAGGUUCUCCGGGGCGAAAAGGUCCUCCAGGAGAGCCAGGUAAACAAGUGACACACAUUUACAAAUAGAAAUAUAGACAAAUAAAUCAUCAACAUAAAAAAUUAUCUUCCCAGCGUCACAAUGAGAAACUAUGUGUCCUCACAGGUAUUGGUGUACCUGGACCCCCAGGGGCAAAAGGAGAGCCCGGUAGCUUCGUGCCCACCUCAGGUUGUUAAAGGAAACCUCAUUUUGAAUUGAAUGACUCUACAUAUAAAACAAUGGUCAAAUCAAGCCUCUGCUGUCUUAGUUUGGCAUGUCUGAUGCAGUCUCCUGUGUUUUGUCACAGAAUCCUUUUUUGCUGGACCACCAGGACCUCCAGGACACUCAGGACCUCCAGGUGCACCAGGUAUGUUAAACAAAUCUGGUGCUUCAGGAGAACUGUGUGCUUGGCUGUACUCCAAAAUUCAUUACUUUUGAAUACCCCAAUACAUGGAUGUACUAGUGCUUGGAUGUACAGCUACACCUGGUUGCUUUUGUAAUAUGCCAGCAAGCAGAAGUUUUGACUUUUCUGACUUGUGAUCAUUUCUGAGCAGCCAUGCAUUCCUCUGGUAUGGUCAGCAAAUGAACAAGAUCUUAGGUUUAUGAGAAGAAGAAAAAAAACUACUUUUUUAAAUGGUUUCUUUGGGCACUUUUGCUUUUUAGAAGUCGGAGAGUCAAAGAGAAACAGAAAAUAUGGAGAUUAAUUAGGUGGGUGGAGGUUGAACUGGUUGAUGUGGGCCAGAGCUGCGCAUGGGACCCAUUUUUAAACCGCUAGUCCAAUAUUUGAAUGUUAUGCUAAAUUCUAAAAAAUGCACAGUGUUAAAGUUCAAGACCAGGUAAGGAAAAAGCAGUACUUUUUCUUAAAGUGCAAACUUCAUCCAAAUUUGCACUUGAGUACAGAGACAAAGUGUGGGGUAAACAGUGCAGGGUUGAGUGAAAUAGCCCUUUUGUUAAAUCUUUUACAUUUUGCAGCUCCUUGUCUAAUUUGUAGACAUUUUUUGAAACUUCAAAGAGCUUUGGAUUCAGAGAUAUUGCCUCUAAAAAUAAGCAUUUAUUGUCUCUAGGUGCUCCAGGACCACAAGGGUACAAAGGUAAGAAAACUAAAAGUAGUUCACUGUAGUCCUUAAAAACUACUUAUUUAUAGUAUCUAUUUGACUUUGGCUGAAUUCUGUGUUUUUUUUUAGGUGAGCCGGGUCAACCAGGCCUUCCAGGAAGUCCAGGAAGUCCAGGGGAAUCAAAUGUUGGUAUGUAAGAAACUUGAACUGAAGUCUUUUUUGUUGUGUUUGAAAAAAGACAACCUCAUUGGCACAUGUAAAAAAAAAAAGAAAUAUCUGUAUGCGCUGAUGUGAAAUAAAAGAACUUACAAUGAAAAGGUCUACAGCACGCAACUAAAAUCAAGAAAAAUCAAAGCUUUCAACUUUUCCUUCCUUCAUCUUUCUUGAACUUGUUUAAAGACAAACAUCCACAGUAAAAAGCUAGCAGUUUGGCAGCCUCAUGAGGUGGCCUUCUUGGGCAAGCGGUGUAUUCAAAAGUCAUUAAUGGACAUCCUGACUUUUUGAGCAGAUCUUAAGUCAUUGUUUUGGUGUUCAUUUUAGGUUUUCCAGGUCAGCCCGGAGCUAGUGGCGCUCAGGGUCCACCAGGCCCAGGAGGUCCACCAGGACAGAGAGGUAAAUUCUGGUUGAAUGUAUGACAAAGCCUUCUUAGAAUAGUUUGUAUCAUAAAGUUCCUCUAAUUUUGAUAUAAUAUUAAAGAGGUUUUAAAUAGUUCACACAUGAGCAAUGUCUUUUAAACUGAUUCUCUCUGCCCUCUUUUUUACCUGGAUUAUUUUAUUCCAAAUCCAAGUCACUUAAGAUUUGAUUCUUUCACACUUAUUGUUUCUCUUUAGGUGAUAUUGGAGCCCCUGGUGCACCAGGUAAUCCAGGUGCACCAGGAAAUCCAGGUGCUCCCGGUGCCCCAGGAGUGUCCUCUGGUAAGGUUUCUCUUCAUUUCAUGUCAUUUCAAACUUGGUAUCAGGGCAGUGUCCUAGUUAUAACCUUCUAGCAAUCUAAUUAUGCACUUUCACACGUUUACAGAGUUCAGAGUAAGCAGCAGCUAUGGCCGACAAAUUCCCCCAAAUUCCUCUUAAUUGGGUCACAUGCGCAUAAAAAUGUGGAGUUUUGAUGAUUUAUUUCAUAACCUUUAACCACUAGGAGCAACUCUUAGUAGGAGUCAGAAAGAUUUGGUGAUACUGAUGAGACAAAAAUAACUGGACUGUUGAUUCUAAGUUGGACUUAAACUCUUGUUAUAGGUUCAUACAGUUUAGUUGUGGAAAAAUGUUAUGCUUGAGCAGAGAUCAAAAAUAUGCUCAGGAUCCAGGGUCUAAAAUGAGUAAGCUAAGCUAACGCUACAGAUUUCAAAAGUUUGAAAGUCUAAAAUAUUACUUCCCAUGUCUUUUCCUGACCUAAACCCUGAUGGCAAACGCAAGGUUACACACAUUAAACACAACUUAUUACUUUUUAGCAUGCACAGUUGUAGCAAAUUGGCUCCCUAUUAGUCUUUGUAAAGCACCUUUUAACACCAGUAUUUCCAUUAGCAUAGUCUACAACUAGUAACUGCUCCUAAUUACUGCAUAUUAUCACAAAAAAGAAAGAUGAUGUGCAUUAAUUACAAUCUUUAUAUGCUUGUUUGGUAAAGGCUAAUAAAGUUUUUCUGCCCCAGAACAGUUAGUCUUCCAUAAUUGGACUUGCUAAAUAUGGUCUACUCUACUCCAACAAUAAUCUAAGUGUAAAUUAGAUCCAAGAAAUCUCAGACUUCUUGUCGAAUAAAGUGCAGUUUUAAAAGAUAAAAAACUAGAUGUUUAUAUCUGUCUUUCUCUAGAGUCUGCCUCUAGUGGCUAGUAGAGGUAAUGCAAAUAGAAGUUAUUCAGUUUCUUCUCAGCCAUGUUGAGCGCUGUUUGGUAAAUGGCUCUGCUGAUUUUGUUAAUGGUAAAAGUGGUUUUUUGUUUUUUUUUAUGUAUUUUAGAUUAUUUAUAAAGAAAUGUUAAUGCAGUCUUUUCUGUGCAUACCUGACAUUUCAUCAGUAAUUUUUAUGUUGAUGAACCAGGUCCAGGUUCAGGUUCAGGACCACCAGGACCACCAGGGCCACCUGGUGCACCUGGUGCACCUGGUGCACCUGGAAGAGAUGGAAGUGGGUCUGGCUCGGAAAAUGUGGGACAGUACAUCGCAGAUUACCUGCAGAGUAAUCCAUGUUUAUUCACUCUGAACAAUAAUUCCAAUAUUUACUCAAGUGAUCUCUUCAGAAUAAAUUGAUUUUGACUCCAUGCAGGUGGUGACAUCAGAAAUUACCUGUCUGGACCUCCUGGACCUCCUGGGCCACCUGGUGCUCCAGGUAACCCAGGAACAGGGUCGACUGAUGAUGUGGCAAACAGAGUCUUUUCCUACAUCCAGAGUAAGAUCAAAUAUGUUUCCAUCUUCAGCUUCAUGUCAGACAGGACGAUUUUUGGUACUAACAGUGGGAAAAAAAACUGUCUCAAACCCCAGGUUCAGGAUUUGGAGGGGUUCCUGGCCCUCCUGGUCCACCCGGUCCACCUGGUUCUGGCUCUGGCUCUGGCUCUAUCUCUGCUAAUGACAUCCUCAGCCUACUGCAACGUAAGUCAGUUGGUUUAAAUCAGCUCUAAAGCCCAUACCUUUUAAACCUAUAAAAUAACCACAAAAGAUCUCACCAAUCGUUGGCUCACAACAAACUGUCUUUGCAGACAAAACUCAACUUGUUUAUUUGUAAAUCAUAAAGAAGUUGAUUUGUUACCCCCCUUCAGAGCAGAACUUGUGAGACUCUCAGCUAAACUGUAUCAAUUGUUUGUGUUCAGGAGAUGAUGUAAGACCAUAUCUUACUGGCCCACCUGGACCACCAGGCCCUCCUGGAGAUUCAGGUUCAGGUCCUGGUCAAUAUUUGAUCAACACCCAGGAAGUGGCUGAACGUGUCCUCACCCUGAUGGAUGGUGAGUAUUAUUGACGGACCUUCAGGUACUCAAACUACCUCUUCAGUGAGGACAUGCCUCAGAUUGACUGAAGUAUCUGUGUAUCCUCAGGCAGGGGGCAAGCAGGUGGGCAUGCAGGUGCUCCUGGACCCCCUGGACCGCCUGGACCUCCUGGUGCUCCUGGAAACUUGAUAACACGUAAAGAAAAAGAAAUUGUUACAAUUAAAAAAAUAGAUCACAAACUGCCCACUGAUAGACUACUAUACAGUACAAGAGUACCAUAUAAUGAAGAACACGUGUGCAGGCUAAAGUUGGAGAUAAGAUGUUUGUGCUCGCCACUCUAACCCCAGAGUGCUUCAACAAGCAGGGCCAACUAUAUUUAGUUAUUUUGACAAGCAAGACAGUAAAAAAAACUCUCAAAUUUUCUUAUACAUUAUUUUCGGUGAAAGUAACAUAUGAGCAGUUGCACACAUGAACAAGUUAUAUCCUUAUAUAUCCUGGUUAUAUCCUUCUAAACUCAAAGCAAACUUUUAAUUUGAAAACAUGACUUCUGACUAAAAUCAGCACAGCUCCACAAUAACGAAGAGUCUCUGUUGAAGAAGGGUGUUGCAAUAAUGUUUUUUACACGGCAUCAUGAUCAAGCACAUUGAUUGGUUGGUACACAAGGUUUUCUACAAACCCUCUGCCUCUGGUCCUCAUUAACACCACUCUACGCCCACCCCCCUUAGACAUUCAGACAUCCAAUCAGAACGGCCUUUCUUUUUCAAAGCAUCCCUCCACUGUGAUCACUCAUUGAUGAGCUGUUACAAACUGAGAGGCUGCAUAUCAUGAUUUUGUGAUGCACUGUACUUUGUAACUGAAGUAACUGUCAUAAAAGACAUCCAGGAAAUGUUGCAAACAGCUAAAAAUGCAUUUUUUUAUUGGACCCUAAAAUUUUCAUGUUUAUGUAGAGCAUCUAAUCCAGACAUCAGGUCCAAACCGUUCUUCAGCUCACUUCUUUUUUCAUUCUCCAACUAGCUGGGUAUCACACGCUUGUUGGCCCUCAAGGACCUGCUGGUGCCCCUGGUCCACAAGGCCCACCUGGACCAAUUGGACCAAUUGGACCAGUUGGACCAGUUGGACCACAAGGCCCACCAGGAUAUACAAACUUCCUCACUUCAGAUAUCCAGGACUACCUACAAAGUGAGUCAACACAACUGCUUCACCAUUUUAUGAGUGUUUCAUCUCAGUGAACAUGCUGAGGGGCACUGGUUUGGCCACGUGGUUAAAUUUUUUACUUACAAAGGCUGCGACCCAGAAGGUGGGCAGCCUUGAAUGGAUUCUGAUCUCCAGCUUUUUUCUACUUGUCAUGCCUCACUUUUCCUCCUGGUUUCCUACGCUGUUGUCCUAUCCUCCCUAAAGGAAUGUAUCAAAGACCCACAAUAAACUCAGAUAAAUACAUAAAUAAAACAUGCUGACAUUUCGUUCAAGUUAACGUUUAAUGUGUUAUCCUCUUAAAGGUGUUUCAUUCAGAGGUCCACCUGGACCUCCAGGUCCCCCUGGACCAGAGGGCCCCCCUGGUGCAAUCCAAGGACUUCUUUCCUAUGCUGAACAUGCCGGCAGAGUGAAAUUAAACGCAGAACGACAGGAAUAUGUGAGGAGUAAGUAGAAAGGAAUACAAGAAUCUGCUAAUGGCUCAUAUGAAUGACUCAUUUAAAAUUCAUCCCCAGUCCUAGAACCGCGCUUUGACCUCUCUAGUCUGUUUUCCAAUUUUAACUUUAAUUGUCAGAUACUUGGUAAUUGUCUUACUGGAUUGUAGUCACAUGACUGCGAGUCUGUUUUUUGCAGUGCUGAAACAUUUUCUUGUCUUCAGGUGAUGGCUUGGCAGGAUCUAUGUUUGGAGUUCCUGGUCCGCCAGGCCCUCCUGGACCCCCAGGACACAAGGGAGAGCCAGGUGUUCCUGGGAGUCCAGAUACUGCAGACUACUCCAAUAUGGCUGCCCGAGUUACUGAUUACAUUAAAUGUAGGUGAACCAGAAGAAGUUUUUAAAACUGAAAAUGACUGAAAAUUUACUUGAAGGUUUGAAGAUUUUAAACUAGAACUGUCCUACAGUCUGAUCUUUUUUCAGCCCCCACACCACCAUCAUAACCUUUCCUCUCUUUAACAGCCAAUGGUCUACUACAUGACAUUGUGAACGAGUAUAAUGGCCGUAUAUUCCAAGGACCUCCGGGACCUCCAGGCCCCCAAGGUCCUCCUGGAUAUACACGAUGGUUUGGUUCCCAUAGAAAUGCCACAGACCUUCUGGAUUACAUCAGAUGUUAGUUAUUACCAUGUGAUAUUGUGAAUAACAAAUAAAGACACAGUUGUUGAAGGCUGUAGUUUAACCUUUUUGUGAUUUUUUUUUUUAUCCAGCUCAUGGGCUGCUACACAAUGAGCGUGCCAUUCAAGGGCCCCAAGGACCACCUGGCCCCCCUGGUCCUCCUGGGUAUAGCAGACUGUUUGGAUCCCACACAAACGUCACAGAUUUAAUGGAAUUCAUCAGAGGUAUAAAGGAAUAACUAAUUUCACAAUGCCACUCAUUGUUUUCUGACUGAAAUCACUGAAAGCAACUAAAAUUGUCCCCUUACAGCACAUGGAGCCAUCAUAGGUCCACCCGGGAGACCAGGACCGAAAGGAGAGAGAGGUACAUCUAAAUAAAAUUGGGAUUAUUUCAUAUGUGUUCAAUUUAAGACUAUUAAAAUCACUUUUGAUGAGUCAGUGAGUCCUGGCUGCUUUGGGACAACAGUUAGAAACAUUUCCGUGCUUGACAUAAGGAAGCUCACAGUAAUGAUUGCUAUUAGCAAGAUAACAAUUCCAUUUGCUUGGAAAUGAUUUGUUUUCUAUCACAACAUUCCCAAGCAAGGGACAACAAUUUUUACCAUUUCAGACAUUUUUGCCACAGUGUCAACAGGCAGAGUUGAAGCUGCUGGAACUUUCCCAUGUAGAUUGAGUUUGUUUGACGUGUGGGAUUAGGCUGUUGUCUGUUUUUCAGAAUAACUCAAGUUUUAAGUUAGAGGUCAAUGUCUGCUUUGUAAAACUAAAAACUAAACGUCAACAGGUUUGAUCUUUUGUGGUCAAUCAGAUGCUUGUAUUUCAAAGUACUGCUCUCUGUGUUGACUCAGGUGAACGAGGACCUCCAGGGCCUGAUGGACGCAGAGGAUCAGAAAGAGACAGAGGUCAGUCAUGAUAGUAUGUUAGGAGCUGGUUCCUGGUACUUAAAUGUUGCUUGCUAGUUGAGUUUUAUUUAAAAAAUCAACUGUUAACAAAUGCUAGUUAUGACUGUAGCAGUAUUGGCGACUUUGAUCAGCAUAGCAUCACUUGUAUUUGAGGAGCAGACCUUCAUUCUCAAAUAGAAACCAAAAGACGGUGAUUAAUCUUAUCAGAGCCAGCGUCGCGCGCCCUCUGUAACUUUCCUAUUCCAGUUGGCUUGCAGCUGUUUCAUGGGAGAGCAGGGCCUCACUGCAGAUUUGAAACUGUAACAAAAUAUCUCAUUUAGAUCAUCAAACACCCUUAAAAGUCCUAAAAUUAGUUGAUAUUUAUUUUCUGGGCUUCAGUUCUUUUCUGUAAACAAGAUAUUUUACUGUGUUAACCAGUCAUGGUUGAACACACAAUAACUAACUGUUGCAAAACUAUUUAUUCAAUUAUUGAAAUUAUUGUACAUAGGCAAGAUAUUAUCCUGUGUGAAAAAAAUUGGAACUAAAAUAUGAUGCUGUGGCAAAGAUAUCAGUUAAGAACAAAAUUAGCAGCCUGUGUUGACAAUUUAUUUUCUUGUUCAGUCAAGAUAUUGUAUUGUUGGAACAGAUGUUGCAAUCAAGAUAAUUAUCAUGUGUGUACAAAUUAUAAUUUUGUGGCAACAAGAUAUUUUCCAGUGGAAACCAAGCUUGUGUUCAUAAGGCAUUCUACCUUGCAACCAAUUGUCCUGUGAAAAAAAGAUAAUCCUGUGCUAACAAAAUCUUGUCUUGUGGAGACAAGAUAUUAUCCUCUGCAAUUCAUACAUUAUAUUUUAGUAAGACGGAACAUUUAGUGUAAACAAGAUCAUUAUCAUGUGCUUGCAAAUUAUUGUGUUGUAGAAACAAGAUGUUAUUCUGUAGGAUCAAGAUACUAUCUUUUAAGAUCAAGAUAAUCUACUUCUUAAAGAGCUCAUUAUCUAGUGAUAGCAGUGCAGAUAUCCUGUUUUACCAAAUUAUUAUCUUGCAUAAGCACAGAAAUAUUCUUCACUCAAAAACUAUCUUUUGGAAACAAAUGAAAACACUCAGCAUUAAACAAGAUGUUAUCUUGAGGAAAGAAUAAAAUUAUCUGGUUGUAGCGAGUUAUAAUUUCUGCCAACUAUACAAUACUCUGUAUAAACAAGAAACAAUCUUAUGAGAAUACAAUAAAUAUCCUGCGCAAACAAACCAUUUACGUGGGGGAGGAAGACACUAUUCUAUGAGAAACUUAUCUAGCAGAGAGAGAAAAAAAUAGUCACAUUUAAACACAUAUAACCUUCUGGAAACAAAUAUUAGUGAGUGCAAACAAGGCAUUAUCUUAGGGAAAAAGAUACAUCAUGCAAAGAAGUUAUCUUGUGGUUAGGGGGUAAUUGUUUCAUUUAAAACAAGAUAAUCUUAUUGUACCAGGACAGAAAACUGUGAACUAAACAAAAACUAAUUCUGGGUCAGUGAUUCACGUCACUGUGGAGGCUGAUAUAAUACCGCUGCUCCAUAUAUACAAUAGUUGUUCAGUGAGGAUAAUGAUAGAGUCCCCUUAUCACAAAAUAACUUUUUGCUGCAAGAAUUAAAUUUUUUGUGUACAGGAUAACAUUUCUCCCCUUCUGGGACUUCAUGGAACUGUUAGGAACCCAAUAAUCAAUAUUUUGAAAAUGUUUGAUUUCUGUAUUUUUUACAGAUGAGUUCACUCUAAGAGCCAGAAGAAGACGCAGGAAUGUAGGUGUUUGAGAUGGUGUUACUGUCCGUGAGGACCCCCGUCUGACAUAUUAAAACAUGUGGACUGUUCUGGGUGUUUAGAGGUGGGAAAUGAAAAUUAAUGUUGUUUACUGAUACUUUUUGAUAUGACUUGUGGUAUGAAAGUAUUUUUUUACUCUAUGCAAAUGUGUCUUUUUGAGUGGAGGGAUCAUGUAAAGUUGUGGAUGAGCUUAUUUUGUACA
Messenger RNA from Xyrichtys novacula (pearly razorfish), 25415 nucleotides. NCBI's taxonomy places the organism in Eukaryota, Metazoa, Chordata, Actinopteri, Labriformes, Labridae. The record is from the annotation of a GenBank genome assembly.